Messenger RNA from Centropristis striata (black sea bass), 1405 nucleotides. RefSeq lists its product as uncharacterized. NCBI's taxonomy places the organism in Eukaryota, Metazoa, Chordata, Actinopteri, Perciformes, Serranidae. The coding region runs from base 101 to 1150 and encodes 349 amino acids. Gene Ontology annotation, biological process: cell surface receptor signaling pathway. The transcript has 9 exons. The record is from RefSeq and is a predicted model, not a curated record. Gene Ontology annotation, molecular function: transmembrane signaling receptor activity.
ACAAAAUAAACAUUUCAAGAGUCCUGACCUCAUUUAUAUACAGUCUCUGGUCCUGACAAAACUCAUCAGUGUGACAGAAGAGAGACGAUAUUUCAAAAAGAUGACACUCGCUUCAGUCUGCGGACUUCUCUUGCUGUGUGUCCACUUCUACUUUGUGGAUGCAGACAAUAUUUUUGAUGGCUCUUCGUCCCAUUUCGUACAGCGUCGGGACACCAACAUCAAGAGGAAUUAUACUGAUGGCAUUGGAACAGUGUUCACGGUCUCCCCGACCUGGUACCUCAAUGUGGGCGACACCGUAGUCAUCAACUGCACCACGCACAAUGAAAUAGGGAACUACAGCGACAAGAUGGACCUGCAGCUGACCUGGACCAAGAUGAGCCUUGGAGAGAGGACCAAGAAGGUCCUGGUGAGCCAGCGAGCCUUCAAAAAAAUCUCCUAUGUGCUUGGUCCUGUUACCCAUGAGCACCAGGGUGUCUACACCUGCAACGGCGACGGCAGCUUUCCGAAUGUUUAUGUUCAUGACUGGCACCAAAUGAUCUGGGUGGCUGAUGCUUCUCCGAGAGCCUCCAUAGAUGUGAUCAGCCAUAACCGGAGCCAGUUCUUCUACAAUGAGACGUUCACUGUGAGCUGCCAGUUGCCCGACGACAACACCCAAUGGAAGAUGAUGAGACAUAUCAACUGGUUAGGAGAUCUCACGGAGUGUCCCAACCAAGUGUCUUCCGGACGCCGCCUGUCCUGUACCGUACGCUCCGGUCACCCCUGGUCGGAUCAGUUGUUCUGGUGUGAGAAUCCAGCAGGAGAGAGGAGCAACGUCCUCAACGUCUCCACCACUGUAGUGAUGAUAGCUCUGGACAUUCCCCGACUUCCUGUGUUGGAGGGCGAGGACGUGACGCUGCGCUGUGUACGCAGAAACAGAACCACCGGGGAAAUCAGCUACAACUUCGAGGCCUUCUUUUACAAGAACGGCCGUGCGACCUGGCACGACGAUAAUGGCCUCAUAACUCUGAAAGCAGUGACCAAGGCUGACGAGGGACUCUACGAAUGUAAAAAUACAGCGGGGGAAGAUUCUCCUGACAGCUGGCUCACUGUUAAAGCUCGGCCAGAGGCAGACCAGAAGGAGAAGAAAGACGAUGUCAUCAAGACGGCGUAGAUGUUCCCUGGCUCCGCCUCCAGGCCUAGUCCUGCUCUCUGAUUGGUUGAAUUAACCCAACUGUCUCUCACAACAGUAAACAUCAGAGGCUUCAAGGCUCUCGGAUCUUUCUGUGUCUAAAUCAGAUCUGCUGCACACUCUGAUGUGUUUCUGAUUGAUAAAUCUGAAUAUUAAACUAAAAACUUAAUGUUGUAUCUUCGUUUUUCUGUCUUUCACCUUAUUGUUCAGUUCACCUUAUAACAUAUCUUCAUUUCA